Molecule: messenger RNA, 372 nt
Organism: Vicia faba (fava bean)
Lineage: Eukaryota; Viridiplantae; Streptophyta; Magnoliopsida; Fabales; Fabaceae
Source: the annotation of a GenBank genome assembly
AUGGCUGGCGCUACUCGUUCCACGAACGAAAAACUUGACAAUUUGGCCCAGGUGCUUACUCGUUUCCAAGAUCAUUUUAAUCUUCGCAUGGAUGGGGUUACUAACUGUGUCGAGUCCUUAGAAUGCUGCUCUCCGACACCAGAAACCAUCAACCUCCAUCAUGAUAAUGAAUCGGAACACACCCCACGCCAUAUUCUCAAACUCUACUGCAAGGCUCGUUUUGUUCUUCUGAUUGCUGAUGAAGAUGAGCGUGAAACAGGGGAAACUGGUAACUCAAAUUUCGGAUCACUGGACCAUAUUAUGGCUUUGUUUGAUCCACUGGAUACGGCCCACUUGGCCCUGUUGAGUUAUCAUGCCAUGUCAAGCACCUAG